AGAUUCAGGAUUUAACAAGGAAAUAGGAUUAAAAAAAUUACCACGAUUGUGGGAUUUCUUCUUAUCUGAAUGAAGUUUAUCUAAUGUGCUCUGUUGCCAUUUUUGGGAUAAUUAGACGUUUUAAAUUUAUUGUGAGCUCACCUGAAUAAAAUAAUCUUAAGUUUUGUUAUAAUGUGAACACCCAAUAUUUUAUGAUAUAGAUAAAACUAUAGCCCCAAGGUUGUCUCACUUGCAUAUUGAUGUGUAUUUGAGAUAAUGCCUUUAAUUGACCAUUGUUUCUGAGAUAUGGUCAAUGAAGCUUACCCGAGGGGGUCAUAAGGGACUUGACUUGCUAAGAACAGAUUAGUAUCUGAAAUAAAAGGACGCUACUUGAUCUGUGUGUGAACAUCAGAACAGACUGGAUUUAUAGCAAUAUUUUGAAUUAAGAUUUCCAUACAUUUUGCUGUUCAAUCAGCCAACCUCCAAGAAGGGAGACCACAGGGGAGUUGACUGGACAUAUCAUAUUAGCUCCCCUUCUACACAAUGUUUCCAUCCUUACAAUACGCUGAAGUUGUUCUGUUGCAACUGGCAGUAUGGCACACUGUUACAGGCAGUGAAAGUCCAAUGUUUGUCAAUGUUGUUAGUUUCAAAGCUGUCAGUGAGGAUACUCCAGUCAACACAACUUUAUUCACUUUGAAUGCCACGGAUCAAGAUGGACCAGAGCAGUUGCUUUUUACAAUUCCUACUACUCACCCAUCAUACUUAAUAGUCUGGUUGAACAACGUACGAGGGGAUAGCAAAACAGGAAGAAUGGUGGAUGUUUUGUUGAAAAGUCCUUUAGACAGAGAUUUUACGAAUCAGCAAACUGUGCGUUUGCUGUUUGCUGUUCAAGACAGUUCAACAAUGGAGACAGCAAAUAGAAUUAAUCAAGGUGUUGAACUGUUAAUACUGGAUGUAAAUGACGAGAACCCUACAUUCAACCAGAGCAGAUAUGAACUGAGUGUCCUGGAGAGCACCACUUUGGACUCGUCGGUGAUGACUUUGAAAGCGUCAGACCCAGAUUCAAACCCACAGCUGCGUUACUUCAUGGAGCCUGUAGGUCAGGCUGUGUCGGACAUGUACCGUAAUUCGUUCGUCAUCGAGCCUCUGACUGGACAAAUCAAGGUCAACAGAAAACUGGACUAUAACGUGAACAACUUCUAUGAGUUCACGCUCAUGGUCAAUGAUAAUGGUGGAAAUGGAGGGAGAAAUGGUACUGCAUCAUUGCUCAUCAAAAUCAUUGAUGUGCAGGACAAACCUCCAUACUUCAUCAAUCUGCCAUACAGAGUGAACAUAUUGGAAAAUGCUACAAUUGGAACCAAAGUCCUUCAGGUUACUGCCUUUGAUGGAGACAAAGGUGUUCCAAAUACUUCUGUCUCCUACAGCUUUGACAGUGGGGACACCAGUCUGUUCGCAAUCAACAAUGAUACUGGAGAUAUUACAGUGAAGUCUCAGUUAGACAGGGACAACCCUAACAUACAGCAGACUGGAGGAGUGUAUGCAUUGGGUGUCAAGGCAACAGAAAAUAACAACAAUCAGCCAGCCAACAUGACAACAGCAGUUACACUGGUCACGAUCAAAGUUGACGAUGUGAACGACAACAGCCCCACAUUUCCCCUGCGCGUAUACCAGGCCUCAAUCUUGGAAAACAUGCAGGAGGGCGUCCCCAUCACCUUUAACAGCCCGGCUGUCAUGAAUGUGUCUGACAUUGACCAGGGACUGAACAGCCAUUUUGCACUCUCACUGGAGAUGAAUGGUAAGCUGUACACGGAUUUUUCUCCCCUGCCCAGUGAGGUUUACUCGGAAUCAUCAGUGCUAAUUCAAGUGAGGAACCAGUCAGCACUGGACUUUGAACUGUUACCUGAAAUCACCUUCCAGAUUAUUGCCCGUGAAAUAGGCACUGAUGAACUACGUUCUGGGUCAGCAACAAUUGUUCUGAAAAUCAUUGAUAUGAAUGACAAUAGCCCAAUCUUUGAUCCCAACAUGAAGACGAGUUUGAGUAUUCUGGAGAACUCUACCAGUGGGACCGAGCUUACCACUUUAUAUGCAACUGAUUUGGACAGUGGAAACAAUGGAAAAAUUACAUACAAUAUUAGAGGUUCAAACUCAGUAUUCAAUGUGAACGCCACUAGCGGCCGGGUGACCUUGACUGGUCAGCUCAACCGGGAGGUAGUUGACAGGUACUUGCUGACAGCAGAGGCAAAGGACGGGGGCGGACUUAUCACUUUUGUCACGCUCAACGUCACGGUACUAGAUGUAAAUGAUGUGAGACCGUCCUUCACGAGGGACGAGUACUAUGUGACUGUGCCAGAAGACAGGACAGAGUUCCUCAGGGGGGAUCUCGUUGUCAAGGCUAUAGAUGAUGACGAACCCAAUUCUCCGAACAGCAGGGUCCACUACCGCAUCAAGAGUGCAUCAGCUGGCCUGGCAGGCAAGUUUGCUGUUGACAACACCAGUGGACUGGUUACCAUGGUAGCCAGGAUUGACUACGAGUCUUUGCCUGUAAGUGUGGCAGGUCGGGCAGGGCCUGUGCUGGUGGAGAUUGAGGCGUAUGAUCUUGGUGUCCCCUCCCUGGCAACGUCCAUCAACAUCACGGUGGAAGUUGAAGAUGUAAAUGACAAUGCGCCAACAUUCAACAAGACAUUCUACAGUGCUUCUGUUAGUGAAAUGGCCUUAGCUGGUACGUCUGUCAUUCAAGUGUUUGCAUCCGAUAGUGACCGCACACCACCAAACAACCAGUUCCUGUAUCGCAUUGACAGUGGCGCUAGCGACAAAUUCCGCAUAAAUUUCCAGACAGGAGAAAUAACUGUGGAAGUUGGUGCCAGAUUGGACUAUGAAAGCGUGCCAAAGUAUGUUUUGAAUAUAACCGCUACAGACAGGGGUGCAGUUCCUCAGGAGGGACUAUGUGUGGUGGAGAUCAGCAUACUGGAUGAGAACGAUGAGGCCCCAGUGUUCAUCCCCACCUCUGUCACCACCGCUGUCUCUGAAAACACCCUGCCUGGUGGGGAGGUGAAAUGCCUGACUGCUGUGGACCUGGACUCCAACCCUGUGCUGGUUUACUCCCUCCUGCCUAGCAGUGUACUGGGCUAUGACGAGAGUGGCCGGGCCGUCAACGUCACCAGCACUGGGGCACAGAAUUACUUCAAGAUCAACUCAACGUCUGGUUGUAUACAGGUUCAAUCCAAGCUUGAUCGUGAAACGGUUGAACUGGUGAUCCUGAAAGCAAUUGUUGUUGACACACAAGCUGUGUCAGGCCAUAUCAAUCAAACAGCCACAGGUACGGUGACAAUAACCGUGUCUGAUUACAAUGACAAUGCACCACAGUUCAUCCCCAACAACACAUACAGUCUCCUCAUUUCUGAGGGGCUGAACCUUCAUUCCGAAGUGAUGAGGUUUGAGACGCGAGACCUAGAUAAGCAACAGCAGGUCUCGUACAGGAUUCAUAUGGACCCCUAUGGGAACUUUGAUAUCACACCAAGCACAGGUAUUUUGCGAUUGAAGUCCAGACUGGACAGGGAGACAUAUCCCAGCAUUCAGUUAAGAGUUCUGGCAGUUGACAGCGGGCUUCCCCAACUGACCUCCACAGCGGUAGUGUCUGUUACUGUACAGGAUAUUAACGACAACAGCCCCGUUUUUCUUCCCUAUGAGCUGCAGUAUUCCGUGCGGGAGGAUGAUGCCCCUGACACUGUUAUAUGCAGGCUGUCUGCAACUGAUGCUGAUCUAGGAGAGUAUGGCCGCAUUGAGUACAAGUUUGAAGUCAGCAAUGAUGAUGGCAGACUGAAAAUCAACAAAACAACUGGAGCCAUUUCAGUUGCCAGCCUACUGGACCGAGAGAAGAGAAACUCAUAUACCCUUUAUGUUCAAGCCAAUGACAACCCUGGCACUCCUGAAGACCAGCGUACAAACCAGACAAAGACAAUCAUCAUUAAGGUGACAGAUGUCAAUGACAACGACCCAGCAUUCACAAAUAUUGAAGAGAACACUCGGCCAUCUGUUCUCGAGAAUGACUCUCCGGGGCGCGUUGUAUUCACAGUGUCAGCAGACGACCUGGAUGAAGGGGUUAAUGCUGAGCUUCAGUACAGCCUUUCAGGAGAUCCAGAAUCUCUAUUUACUCUUAAAAACAUAAAUCGUAACAUCAGUGGGAUCCCAAAAUACUUUGGUGAAAUUUCUGUUGCAAAGAGCCUAAUCGGUGAGUCUGGCACCCACCAGUUGGUGAUUACAGUGACUGAUAAAGGAACCAGCCCUAGGUCAGCCAACACCACACUGAUCAUCCUUGUAAAUGAUGUCAACCUUCACGCUCCAGUGUUUGUGAGCCCAAGUGAAGCUAAUGCCACUAUUUCUGCAUACGAGAGCCCUAAGGACGAGACUGAGCGCCGCUCUAUCUUCAACAUAACGGCCCGUGAUGAUGACAAAGGUGUGAACAAGCAGAUCUACUUCUCCAUCCUGCCAGAGGCAGACUGGCAGACCUUUGUCCUGGAACGCUGCACCUUCGAGGGCUGUGAACUGAAGAACCGCCUGCCACUAGACAGGGAAACACGACCAACAUACCUGAUCAAGAUUAAAGCAGAAGACAGUGGUGUACCCAAGAACUUCUCCACCAUUCUGACUUUAAACAUAAUUGUCCUUGACAUUGAUGAUGAGUUACCAGAGUUCACAGACGACCGCAGCGAGCCCUACCGUAUACAACCACACCGUAUCCAGAUUGCAGAGGGGCAGACACAGUCAUAUACUAAUCUCAAUAUUGCUAUUGACAAAGAUGCAGGAAACAACUCCAUUAUCUGUUAUUACAUAAUAGGUGGUGAUGAUAUCGUGAAGCAGAAGUUCCGUCUGGAGCAGACAGGUCGCCUGGCCCUGGUGUCGCCCCUGGACAGAGAGGCUCUGACCCAACCCUUCAUCUCCAUGGUGAUAUAUGCCACGCCCAGAUGCUUCCAGGACAUACCUGAGUACUCCCGGCCCUCUGUCUACCCACCACAGAACUAUGCAAUGAACAGAACUAUCUUAUGGGUGCAGGUGGAGGUAGCUGACAUCAAUGACAACCCUCCUGUGUUCAAGCAGUCUGUCCUCACACUGGGCGUCUCCAGGGAUACUGGCUACAAGACCGCCAUAGCAAACCUGCAGGAUUUGAUCACUGAUGCUGAUGCCACCAUGAAGGUGGAGUUUUAUGAACUGAGAACUGAGCAGUACCUACAAGGCACCAAGCUGUCUACAAACCAGCCCUUUGAGGUGUUCAAGAAUGGCACCGUGGCAACCAAUGUCUUCUUUCAGGCAAACAUGUAUGGAUAUUUUCUGGUGUUUGUCCAGGCCAAAGAAAAUGUGACAGGUGGUCCACCAUAUCUGGCAAAUGCCACUCUCAGGAUUUCCUUGAUUAACGAUGAUCAGCGCUUGAAGGUGAUUAUUAGGAAUAGCCCUGAGGUGGUUCGAGGCUUCCAGGUGGAGUUUACACAGAAGUUAAGCAAUGUGACUGGUUACCGGAUUGUUGUGGACAAGAUACAGGUGCAUGAUACCGGGAGCCAGGAGGGGCAGGUGAACCAAAACAUGACAGAUAUGUUCAUACAUGGUGAAGAUAUGAAGACCAAUGAGACCAUUCCUGCAGCCGAACUGAGAAGAGUCAUUGAUUCCUUGGCAGAUGAACUAUAUCAGUUUAAAUACAACUACAAAGUUAUAGAAAUAGUGAUGACGUCCUCUGUGAGUCAGGCCCAAACCCUUGAGGAUGAAUUUAAGAUGGCUCUCAUAUUGGUGGCCAUCAUCCUCACACUGAUGUGUGUCGUCAUCAUCGUCAUCUUCAUCAUCAGUCGCAGGCAGUACAAAAGAAAGUUAAAGGCUGCAACAGCACUAGCUUAUGCAUCUAACAACGGCUCUGGCACCAUACUGUCACAGUGCUCCAAUACUGACCUGCAUAAGCUGGAACUUCCUGGAACCAAUGUCCACGCCUACGAAAACGCCAAUCCCAUCUACCUAGAAAAAAUUCAAUUGGAGGAGGCUGGUGAACAAAAUGAUGACGAAGAUUCAUUGGACAACAAUGCAGUGGAAUCUGGCUCUAACCCCCAGAAGGAGGAACAAAACAUCUCCAUGAAUCUCUACUCAGACAACAAUAAUCUUAACAAAACUUCACAGUCCAAGUUGCGCAAUGGUGACAGCAUACUAACCGCAGCCAUUCAGCAACACCAAAAAGACAAGGUCAGCAAUGGAUCAACUAAACCUGUAAAUGGCCAUCUGGAAACAAAGAGAGACAACUUUGAAGGAUUGCCCACCACUGAGAUAUAAAUAUUGUUGAAUGAUUGACUGGCUCCUUCUCAAAAUGUAAAUAUAGAAUUAACGGCUAUUUAUUUAAACAAUUACAUACAUUAAAAUACAUUUGAAUCAAUGAUAAUACAAAAAUGAAUGAACAAUGACUUUUAGAUUUAUAACAAUUAUUACCAGUAGUUUUGAUAUUAUUUCUAUUGUUGCAUUAAAAAAAAAUCAGAUAUCUUUGUGCAUUCGUGAAAAAAACUGUUGAUAAUUUCUUUAAAUUUAUGUAUUUAAAAAAUUUAAUUAAAAGGGCAAUCAUUAUUGUGUAAGAACAAAGAAGAUUGAUUGGUGCUAUGUUUGUUGAUUGUUUGACAUAUCAAACUGUGCUUUUGUAAAUCAAAACAUUACAGUUCAAUCCUUUUUGUUUCAAUUGUAUUUGUUAAUGAUAUUCUUGCAUAGUUUAGGAUGUUUUUGCUGUGACCAUAGAUGUUCACUGAUAGCUUUCAAAUCUAGAUUAAUAUUUAUUUUUAUUGCUAUUUUGACUAAAUCUUGAGAUGAAUAUACGCUUGGUUGUAUAGUUUGGUUGUUAACUUUUAUCGCAUAUUGAGCUGAACUUUAAAAAAAGGCAACUUGCCUGCUUGCCCCAUAACAUUAAGGUUAAAGUUUUGAAGUAAUUGAUAAUGUAUAUUUUGGGGAAUAGCAUGAUGGAUAUCAUUCAAACUUAACAGAUUAUUCACUUUCUGCAAAGUUUAGUUUUGUGUACCUGUACUCAACUUUCUUAAAAUAAGUUUAAAGGGAUUUCUUUUAAACUGAAAACAUUAAUUUCUUUUAUAAAAGUGAACUAAUUUGCAAGGAUUUAGAUUCAAACAAUUUGUUGAAGAAGAAAAGUUCUCAAAAACUCUUGAAAAGCACAAGAAAAGUCAAGUCCUCCAACAGCUCUUGUUUUCACUGUGUUUUAUUAUUGAGGACACUCAACAUUAAAUGUCAAAUUCAUCAUAAAAUUAUGCUUGCUUCUUGUGUCAUAUACAGCAUUUGAUGAUAUUUCUGCAGGAAACAGAGAGAUUGUGAAGAAAUAACGUUGAGUCUAUCUGAGUAUUGUUACUGCUCAGUUUUGACAAAAAUAAUUGCUUGUCCAAGUAACACAGAAGUCAAAAAUCUGUCUCAGUAUUCCAUGCCUAGCAUUAUUCUUGAAAUUAUAUUUAUACCGCAGCACACCAAGUUUGUAGGGCAUACUCAUAUCCCCCUGUCAGGUGGAUGGUCUUUAGGUUGGUCUGUUACCCUUUACAUGUAUGUAAUGUCCCGAACUAGCCUCUCAGUCUUAUGCCAAUCAACAUGGAACAUUAUAGAUAUGUUAUUUUAAAUUAUCUAGUACUAGUAGUGCAAGACAUUAUUUUCUUCAAUGUCAUGUAAUGCUUUGCAGAGUUAUUUAACCAUGAACCAAAUUGUGUAUAAUUACAUCAUUGUACAUAUGAACUUUGUGUAUCUAAGGGAAACUUUAUAUAGAAGUGUUGUUUAUACUAUGUAGAAGUGCAAGACAUUAUUUUUGAGUGUGCCACACUAUUUGUUGCAGACUUAUGUGCCCUUACAAGUAUGCUAUUGAUUCAAGAAAUCAAAGUUAAGCUUUUUGUCUUUGUGUGCGAUCAAUGUCUCAAACGUCAAAAUUUCAUGAUUAAUUUCAUUUACAAUUAAGUUUUUCACCAUGCUUAAAAUAAACUGUUGCAGUGAUAUUUGUUGGGAUUGACUGAUCUAGUUCAUACUUGUUUAAUUCCUAAAUUAUUUGGUGUAGCAUUGUUUAAUUAUGAACUAAGACAUAGGAGAAAAUUUAACUUAAAGAAGCCAUGAUAAGAAAAAAAUAUUUUUUAUUCUAUAUGACUUUCAUUACAUGAACACUGUUAAAUUCUAAGUCAAAAUUUGCAUACAUUACAUAUCAUGGCUGAAACUACAAAAUUGCUAUGUGUAAUCAUUGUUUACUGGCCUCAUAUAAAUAAUGAAAUUUGGGUCAUGUUUUUUUUCCAGAUUUCUGUGUAGUUAUGGACAAUUUUAAAAUACAUGGGUGUAUUUUGCUUGUACAAGAAAACAUAUUCUUUUGAUGUAAAAUCUUUCAGAAACUAGAGAGAGAAUUUCUACAUUCAGAGAUAUUGGAAAAAAAUAAUAUAAUAAUUGUUCUACUUAUAAAUAUUUUUACCACAUUUAUUUUUGUCAGUAAUUGUCAGUCUUAUCAGAGAUACCACUCAAGUAAAUAAUCAAUAUUUUUAAGUGGCCUUUUCACCUGUUGAGUAAUUAGAUUUAAAAAAUGGAUUCACAUUUGAAGAAAGUACAGGGUAUGUCAACUUUAGUUCUGUGUAUACAGUUUGAUGUAUUGAUAUUAUGCUUUGUAGCCUGGGUAUACAACUCUGGCAUUUUUAUGUAAGGUUGAAGGUUACCUAGUUUUGGUCAGAGUUGUGGAUUUGGAACUGUGAUAUUUUUGGACACAGUGUAUUAUUUGGAGUAUCCAUAAACUGUGUCUACUUUAUGCCUGCAUUUUCUACAAAGAUGGUUGUAUACUUCUAGAUUUGUAUUGCUAUUUGCUGUUGCAUUAUGCAGCUGAGUUGCUAUGUGUAUCUGUGUGAAAUCCAGGACUGGAUGUAGUUGGCAUGCUGGCUACUUGAUAUAACAAUUACAUGUUUUUUUCAACAAAAAUGCAUACUUGUCCAAAGUGUUGACCAGGCUUACGAUUUCCUGUAAUUCUAUCAUGCCUUUUUAUCAAGAAAUUUAACUGUUCAUAUAAUUUGCUCUAGCAUUAUAAAAAUCAUAAUCCUUAAGUGAUAUUUUCAUUUAAUCUUUAAAUGUAGUGUUUUCUUUACUUAAUGUUCUAGUUUCUAGUCAUUUUAUAUAUUGCAGUGACUAUUGUUGUCAGGGGCGUUCCUAGGCAUACGGCAGUACGCCCGUGCGUAUAAUUCAGUUACAAACUUAAAAAAAUCAAAACUCUUAAACUUCAAAAAAUGAAAUAAAAAGUGAGGGGGGGGGGGGGUAGGGGUAUUUCCUUUUAUCGGUCUUUUUCAAUCAAGAAAUUGAUGAAUACAAUUGCCAAAACGUGGCUGAAAGAUAACACCAAAACGCACCAUAAUGCAAUGAAUGUUUCAAAAUUCCCCCCCCCCCCCCACCAGAAGGAGAGGGAGACCCCCUCCCGCACCCACCCCCUACUCGCAGCUUCGCUCCUCGAUCUUGCGUAUAGCUGAAAUAGCAUCAGGAACGCCCCUGGUUGUUUUGUGUACUUAUUAUUUGAGUUGCUAGAAAAAGCGUUUCUUUUCACACUGCUGUGUUUUGCCAUUUUUAUCUUGCCAUACUUGCUCAUUGUGUUAGAUUGAUGAGGAAUACAUUGAUUUAAAGGUUAUAACAGUGGACUCAUAUUAUAGAAAUUAUUAUUAGGAAAGUUAGCCUUUACUUGUCCACUUUGGUUUAUUUUAGCAUUACAAGUACUGGUUAUCGUGUAAUACAUUCCAAUGUGAAUUGAAUUAUAAUUAUGUUACUUCUGAAAAGUAUUGGAUACUGUGCUCAAAAAUGCUCUACCUGGCAUCAAAUAUAUGUGUGUACAUGUAUAUGUUCUGGAUAUAUACAAGGUUUUGAGGAAAUGUUGGACACCGUUUGUUACAUAUGUAAACAUGUUGUAAUUGCUUUAGCUGCCUUAUACUUCACGUAUGUUUUCGGAAGUGAGUACCUGGCAUUUAUAUUUAUUACUGUUCCCAGAAUACAUUCUGUUAUUGCCAUGACUUUUCUUUACUUUAUAGUUAAUAAAAACUUAUGAAUU
Dreissena polymorpha is the source of this 10033-nucleotide messenger RNA. RefSeq names its product cadherin-23-like. The record is from RefSeq and is a predicted model, not a curated record. Gene Ontology annotation, biological process: homophilic cell-cell adhesion. The transcript has 38 exons. Gene Ontology annotation, molecular function: cadherin binding; calcium ion binding. Lineage: Eukaryota; Metazoa; Mollusca; Bivalvia; Myida; Dreissenidae. Gene Ontology annotation, cellular component: plasma membrane; catenin complex. Bases 523 to 6282 code for a protein of 1919 amino acids.